GUGUAGACGCCGCAGUCGCCUCAUAGACGCCGGGAGCGUCAGUCGUGUGUUCUAAAAAUAAAAUUUAAAUUCUCCUUCAAACACGAAAAUAUUUUUAAAUUUAUUGUCUUUUAAAAAUAAAUAUGUCCAGUAAUAAAUCGAAUGGCCUAGAGACGACGGAUUGGGCUAGGGCACCGCCGGUGUCUGGGCCUCUGUGGGAGAGGCUAGUGAAGGCAAUAUACAACCCCGAGGACAAGAGCUUCCUUGGAAGAACUCCGAAGAGAUGGGGGAUAGUGUUGACAUUCUACCUGGUAUUCUACGCGGUGCUGGUGCUGAUGUUCGCUCUGUGCAUGGGCGGGCUGUUCCUCAGCCUGGAGAAGGGGAGACCCAAGUACACGCUGGAGAGUUCACUUAUUGGAGCCAACCCCGGAGUAGCGUAUCGACCGCUGCCAGAAGACGGACUGUUCGUAAUCUAUGAUCGCACCAACUCUACACACUACGAGACUUACACGGAAAAACUAGAAAAGUUCCUUAAACCAUACAAGUCGGAAGGCCAGCCCGGGUGUUCAGCUAUCGACAGCUACGGGUACCCCGACACUCCAUGCUUCUACAUCAAGUUGAACAAGAUCUACGGGUGGGUGCCGGAGUACUAUUCGGACACGAGCUCCCUGCCGGCCGACAUGCCUGAGGACCUCGUCGAGUACAUCGGGAAAGAUGAAAACCUUGAGAAAGAGCCGAAGAUCUGGGUAUCAUGUUUCCAGGAGAAGGGUAACGACACGAGUAUAGAGUACCCCUGGGGACGUGGUCUACCGAGUACUUCCUACCCCUUCCUCAGCCAGGAGGGAUACGUCAGUCCUGUUGUUGCUGUCAAGCUGACGCCUCAGGCGAAUACUCUAACGAUAAUCCGGUGCAGAACGUGGGCCAAGAACAUAAUCUACAACAAGAGCAUCAAGGAGCCUUCAGGGUACACCCGCAUCCAGCUGUACAUUAAUGACCAGACUAUGCCGGAAGAGGCAGCGGAGACGAACUAAACAAGCAAUGCAUGAUGUGCCGUGCGAUUCCAUCGUACGAGGUUUAUUUAGAAAAAAAUGUGUUCGAAAACUAUUUGAAAAAUCAGAACGAAAAUAUUGUGGAGAUAAAAUUAAGAAUUCGAUUUUUAAAACGGAACGUAAUAACCUUAACUUAACUUUUUGGUUGCAUGGCCUGAUUUAAUGAAAAGUUCUUUAAAAAGAGAUUAUAUUACUUAGAAACCCUUCUGAUUUUUGUUUAAGUAGUAAAAAAUGAUAGUAAACGUAUUUACACAUCAAUGAAAACAGGAGUUGAAGAAUUUAGAACACUAACAUUGAAUUAACAACUUUAUCUAAUGUAAAAUGUCAUUUACUUUUUAUUCCUAACACCACAGACAAAGUAUUACUUAUAAUACCUAUCGUAUUUAACAAAGAGAAUGUAAUCAUUACGUUUAGUAUUAAUUAUUUCGUAAUAUCCUUUACGAAACAUAAAAUUGUGAAGUUUUCCGUUUUUUUGUAUAGAUCUGAGUAGAAAAUAUUUUCUUUUUCGUACUUGGAGGUACUUAAUAUAUUUUUUAUUAAAAAUAAAUUUCGCCAGGUUUGCCGCCAUUUAUGACUAUAACUUCGCUCUUUGUAAUAUUUAACCUAUUUUAUUUAUUGAAUCGGAAGUUUAUACUUUCACAUUGAUUUUUCUAUGUUAAUGUAAAUUUUCUUACAUGAUCUAAAUAGGUAGUUGUAAAAGUUAAGGCAGGUUGAGGCAGUUCCUAGGUGAGCGUGUACCACCUCAGACCACAUUGUUGCUUACCAUCGGUGAGAUUGUGGUCAAACACGAUCCUACAUAUUAAAAAAAAAAAAACAAUAUUAGAAGAUAUGUGAAAGUUGUGAACGUAAGCAGGUAACUAAUGUUACCAGUAAUUAGUACAAAUCUAUUUUGUAGUAGGUAUCUUUAUUACUUGGGUUAUUCCCCGAAACACCCUUUCCCCGAGAGCCCCGUCCCGGAGAGCCCUGAAUAUUUUUUAUUUUGUUAAAGCCAAUAAAAAGUUUUUUCUUAAAACUGCCAGAAUAGAACAGACUAUGAUUAUUGAAUAAAAAACUUAAUCAUAUAUAGAUUACUGACGGAAGUGGCGGACCCCGCACUAGGAAGCCCCGAUUUGUUUAAUACUUACUAUGUAAAGUAUUUUUAGUUGAUAAAAUGGAAAUAUAAUCACAAUCAUUUAUUUAUAUUUAGAACGUUUCGACUUGGUAUCUGGUUACUAUUUUCCAACACGGGACUCUCUGGGGCGGGGCCCUCAGAGAACGGGGCCCUCAGGGAACGGGGCUUUAGAUGUUAGGUAUUGAUUUACAGUUUUGUAUAAAUUGCUUAUAUAUCUAUAAUAAUUAUACUCGUCGACGUACCUAAUGCUCUCUAUUUACAUCAAUUUGAUUAGAUUUGUUUGACUAUUGAUUGUCAGAGCUUAAAACGUACACGUUUACAAAACCAGUUUAUUUUUCACCUAUUUACCUAACUGUAGGUACACUUAAUUAUAAACAUACUAGGUAUAUUUACUCGGUACGUAGUUUAGUAGUACUUAUUUAGAAAUAAUGUUGUAAUUAGGGAUUUUCCAGGCUACGUUCACCAAAAACAAUUUAUAACAAUAUAGAGUAAAUCUGAAGAAAAUAGGAAGGAUUUAUAAUAAUUUUUAUUGUUUGUACAAUGUACCUACAAAUUAUUAUUUUUGUCAUAGAUAAACA
Pectinophora gossypiella (pink bollworm) is the source of this 2717-nucleotide messenger RNA. Its product is annotated as sodium/potassium-transporting ATPase subunit beta-1-like. The transcript is spliced from 7 exons. The coding region runs from base 123 to 1010 and encodes 295 amino acids. Gene Ontology annotation, biological process: intracellular potassium ion homeostasis; potassium ion import across plasma membrane; sodium ion export across plasma membrane. The record is from RefSeq and is a predicted model, not a curated record. Gene Ontology annotation, cellular component: sodium:potassium-exchanging ATPase complex. Lineage: Eukaryota; Metazoa; Arthropoda; Insecta; Lepidoptera; Gelechiidae. Gene Ontology annotation, molecular function: ATPase activator activity.